AUGGAACUUGAUGAAGAGACGAAUGCUCUCAUGAGGGCUAUCAAAGUAGGUGGGGCGCUUUUGAUUGAGGGUCACAGUGGUAAUCGGCUGCGGUAUUAUUAUGAUUCAUUCCACGACUUGGCUGCGCAAGCCGGUGUACCGCGUGCGCAUGCUCCUGAACCGCUGCUAGUUACCUCUAUCGAAAGCCUACUGCGUAAGUUGCGAGGAGUGACCUUCUGCCACCAUGUAUUCUUUAUCAACACGGACCUGUGUUGCAGCCAACUUGUAGGGAGUGUGUUGCUGCGUCGCGGAAUGUCCAAAAAUUUGCAUGUGCUUACGCUUCACGCGCUGCACCACCCUGACCCCAGUACGCUGCAUCUCUUGAAAGCUAUGGAGCGUCGGGACGCGGCAGCUAUGGCAGAACUUUCGUCUUUUACGGUUGCUACAGGUGACGCGUCGGCGGCGCCACUUAUAAUCCCGCGGCGUUCCCACGAUUGCGAGCGCGCCUUACGUGCACUAAAUUUUUCACACGCCGCUCUGGCCGCUCGGACGACUGACGUGCACUGUUUCUGUCCUCAGUGGGUACCGAUGCGGCAUAGGCGAAAAUGGACGGACAUGUUUGUGCUUGAGUGUAUAUUCCCUAGUGAUGAUAUUGCCGACAAUAUGCUCUCGCUUCGUAAGGCCUUAGAGGGGGCUGUUGGAAGGGAGGUGGUACUUCUCAGCGCCAGUGAGAUCCGCGAAAAGUUGGAGCGAGCGGCCUUUUGCUUUACCUUUUCUGCAUCGGAACGGAGCGUAGUGAAUCACCUCAUAGCGUCAGCGAUCGACGCAGCGAGGAGAAACGGAUGGAUAUUGAUAGUGCAGACGGCACUUCCAGAGUCGUGGGAUUUACGUGAGCGCGUGGUUCAUCUUUGGCGUGGUGCCCGCGUCAUUUCUGCGAAUGGACGUAUGGGAACGGUGCAGGCGUUUGAUGUUGCGCAGCCGUUGUCACAGCGGUUGCCCUCUUUCUUCAAGCAGACAAUGUGGCCUGUUGUCUGCCUUGACGGUGAAGCCUGUGGAUCGGUUCUUUUGCCAAUUGCUUCCCCUUUUUGUACUUCGCAAGUUUCACAUGUAUUCGAUCUGCCGUUGCGUUACGGCGCUUUUGUGACAGUGGAGGAGUUAUACGUCACGACCACGCCGGAAAAAAGGGACUUCCGCCGUUGGAUUGUACGUCCCAGUCUUUUUAUCGGGCAGUUCCCUCUCCUCCGCUGCGUGAUUGCGUCGGUUUCUUCACUGAGUCAAGUUGUGCUAACCCGUCCAUUCUCGUGGGAACUUCUUUUGCGGUAG
Molecule: messenger RNA, 1302 nt
Organism: Trypanosoma brucei brucei TREU927
Lineage: Eukaryota; Euglenozoa; Kinetoplastea; Trypanosomatida; Trypanosomatidae
Exons: 1
Coding region: 1-1302 (433 amino acids)
Source: RefSeq, a predicted model, not a curated record